Messenger RNA from Hyphopichia burtonii NRRL Y-1933, 631 nucleotides. RefSeq names its product H(+)-transporting V0 sector ATPase subunit c' (gene VMA11). The transcript has a single exon. Gene Ontology annotation, molecular function: proton-transporting ATPase activity, rotational mechanism. The record is from RefSeq and is a predicted model, not a curated record. Gene Ontology annotation, cellular component: proton-transporting V-type ATPase, V0 domain. NCBI's taxonomy places the organism in Eukaryota, Fungi, Ascomycota, Pichiomycetes, Serinales, Debaryomycetaceae. Gene Ontology annotation, biological process: proton transmembrane transport. The coding region runs from base 59 to 475 and encodes 138 amino acids.
AGACGAGUACAGUCCGGCUUUUGCUCCUUUUUUUGGUUUUGCUGGAUGUGCAGCAGCAAUGAUUUUAUCGUGUGCUGGUGCUGCCAUUGGUACUGCUAAGUCAGGUAUUGGUAUUUCAGGUAUUGGUACUUUUAAACCUGAACUUAUAAUGAAAUCCUUGAUUCCUGUUGUCAUGUCGGGUAUUUUAUCGGUGUAUGGGUUGGUUGUUUCUGUUUUGAUUGCUGGAGGUUUGGCUCCCACUCAAAACUAUUCACUUUUCAAUGGAUUUAUGCAUUUAGCUUGUGGAUUGGCGGUUGGAUUCGCUUGUUUGGCUUCUGGUUAUUCAAUUGGGAUAGUUGGUGAUGAAGGUGUGAGACAAUUCAUGCACCAACCAAGAUUAUUUGUUGGUAUUGUUUUGAUUUUGAUUUUUGCUGAAGUUUUAGGAUUAUAUGGUAUGAUUAUCGCUUUAAUCUUAAAUACUAAAGGUAGUGGUUAAUUUACAUGCAUUAUAUAGAUUGACUGGUUGAGGAUCAAUGCUAUUCAAUUACCAUUUCUAUCUCUUAUUCCUUUAUAAAAAUUAUUACUUUUUUACUUCUUGACAUCCAUCAAACACUUUUCUUUUUGUUUACUUCAUUUUCAAUAUAGUCCAAGC